Messenger RNA from Peronospora matthiolae, 1362 nucleotides. The record is from the annotation of a GenBank genome assembly. Lineage: Eukaryota; Oomycota; Peronosporomycetes; Peronosporales; Peronosporaceae.
AUGGCGGCGGAGAUCCCAGCGUUGCUAUCUAUGACCCAGCAGCAAGAGCAGGACCCGCUUUUUGUUGAGCCCCGGUACCAACAACAAUGGGGCUGGCGUGAUGGUCAACGGCCGAAACUUUCUCCGAACGAGGAAAAGGAGUUUAUACGCACAUAUGCCUGGCCAAAAGAGACAGAGCUGGCGCUCCAAUGCCUGUUCAAAGGAGACUAUGACGUGCCUCGCGCCGUCGAGCUGAUCCACGCCGCUCGUCGGCAGACGUUGCGACUAAACGAGGAAGAGACAGAGCGGGUCCAUAAAAUCACCUUCGAGAGAGCGAUGGAUCGACACGGCAAAAAGUUUCAUCUCGUCAAGCGGAGGAUCGGGAAAGACGUGACGACGGGCGAGGUGGUGAGUAAAUUUUACAUGUGGAAAGUCACUCCCGAGUACGAAAAGUGGCACGACGGGCAGCGAGAGAAGAAAAGAAAGAGGGAAGCGAAACGACUGGAACAACUUCAAGUGGCCACAGACCAGCACCGAGAGUAUUGCGAAGUCUGCCUAAAGGAUGGCAAGCUGUUGUGCUGCGAUGGCUGUGAGCGAGCUUGCCAUCUUAAUUGUGUACGGCCUGCCCUCUUGGACGUUCCCGAGGGCGAUUGGUUCUGCUCGCACUGUCGAGAUGCGGCAAAAAAGACAUCACCAUCGAUGAAGCGCAUUGCAUCGAACGCACUGGGUGUGAACACAUCCACGCGCACUUCAACAAUGAGAUCAAAGAAAGAUCGCACCAGGUCAAAGGAUGGCAGUAAUUUGCCAUUUGCCCGCCCCGUUCGUGGGUUUGGAAAGAAGAUGAAAGGAGACGAAUCGACGAUGGCGAAACACGCUUUGAAAACCAGACCGACGACAAACAGAAGAAAAAAGCCUGAUGGCAAAAUCGAUACCAAAGAUUUGGAUGGGAUCAGUGACAUAACGACCGAGUCCGAAUCCGACGGCGGUGCAGCCAACGUCUUUCAGUCCCUCUCGUCGAACUGUGCAGUCACAGCGCCACUUAAGAAGAGAAAGCACAAGUCCUCGGCGAUUCAAACGGUUGCAAAUCGACCUCGCGGCAAGACGCAAUCGUCAGGCUCUCUAGAUGUGUGGAGUUGCUCAGUCGAACCUGUUUGUGAAAAACGCUUGAUUUUGCCAAAGCAGAAGCACACGAAAGCUGAACCAGUUGUUAGUCGGUAUCGGCACAUUUUGCCGGUACUGUCACUCGAGUAUUGCAGCAACCCGGUGACAUCAGUCUUGAGAGACAGUGUUUCUCUACAGCUUGAGACUACAUCCGCCAGUCGGAAACGCAAGCGUCGGUACGAUGUUUCGCCCAGCACCUUGCAAUUACAAACAAAAGGAUGA